Debaryomyces hansenii CBS767 is the source of this 1008-nucleotide messenger RNA. RefSeq lists its product as uncharacterized. The coding region runs from base 1 to 1008 and encodes 335 amino acids. The record is from RefSeq and is a predicted model, not a curated record. Gene Ontology annotation, molecular function: fatty acid elongase activity. Gene Ontology annotation, cellular component: endoplasmic reticulum membrane. The transcript has a single exon. NCBI's taxonomy places the organism in Eukaryota, Fungi, Ascomycota, Pichiomycetes, Serinales, Debaryomycetaceae. Gene Ontology annotation, biological process: fatty acid elongation, monounsaturated fatty acid; fatty acid elongation, polyunsaturated fatty acid; fatty acid elongation, saturated fatty acid.
AUGAAAAUUAUGAAUCAUUCUGUUGAGUUUGGCCUCCCAAGUCAAUAUUUAUGGAAGUUUCCACAAGGAAACACUCCUUUGGCGCCAGCUCCGUUUGAAAAAGAAUGGUUGGUCAAGUUUUACGAAUUUUGCAUGAAAACAUCUACUCCAUUAACCAUAGCAAUUGUGUACUUUUCAUUUGUUCACUUCGUAAACCCACUUAUUCGUCAAAGACAAGUUAAAAAGGCAGCAUUGAAGGAUAAAAAUGUCAAAGACUUAACAAAGAAGGAAAUCAAGAGGUUACCAGCAGCACCGUUUGCGAUCGCCAAAUACAAAUUGUUCAAAUUAUUUGUCCUCUUACACAAUAUAUUCUUGUGCUGGUACUCGGUGUGGACGUUUGUGGGUAUGAGCCGUUCGAUUUACCAGAAUAUACAAUCUUUGAAGCCACUCACGAACCCCAGUCGUUUCCAACAGUUUUUCCAAUCGGUGUGUGACUUAGAUCUUGGUGUUUUCAGCACUAAGUCAGCUCCACUCGACAGUUUGCUUCUGUUCGGGUUCUGGUUCUACGUAUCAAAGUUCUACGAGGUGUUGGACACUAUUAUCAUCUUAUUGAAGGGUAGACCAUCGUCAUUAUUACAAAGUUACCAUCACGCAGGUGCCAUGAUGUGUAUGUGGGCUGGUAUCAGAUAUCGUUCUCCUCCAAUAUGGAUCUUUGUCAUUUUCAACUCGUUCAUACACUCUUUGAUGUACUUCUACUUCACCUUGUCGUGCUUGAAAAUUAAGGUUCCAAACAUGUUUAAGAGAGCUUUAACAUCCAUGCAAAUCACCCAAUUUGUAGUCGGAGGUUCUUUGGCUGUAGUCCAUGCCUUCAUUUGGUACACUGAUUUAUCAACUGGUCAGAUUACAAACUGUAUUGGCUCUUCUGACCAAGCUUUACCAUUAAUCAUUAAUGUGGCCUACUUGACCCCAUUAACUGCCUUAUUCGCCGCUUUUUAUAUUGAAAGCUACAUGAAGCGUGCUCAAAAAUAG